AUGGCCGUUUCACCGGAACCUUUGCCGCCAAAAAAGAAACGAUCAUCGGAUUCAGAUGAAAGGCUUCUCCGAUCGUUAUUGCUUCGAUCGAGGGAAACUUCGUUACUGAAUCCGAUUCCGUUUGUUCUGUAUCGGAAUUCGAAUUCGAUAAUUCGGAAAACUAAGCUGUUGACUUUGAUGCUUGAGGAGUUGGUUGUUGAUCAUGUUGUAUCGUGUUUUCCGGCAUCGGCGGUGUUGUGCUUUGAGGAGUUGUACAUCAUAUUGCAGAGUAUCAAGACGUUGAUUGAAGAUUGUUGUAACGGAAGUAAAUUAUGGCUUUUGAUUGAGCAGCAAUCAGUCGCGAACAAAUUUCAUGAGUUUACUCUCGAGUUAUCGACGCUGGUUGAUAUAUUUCCUGUUAAAGCGAUGAAUCUAAGCGAAGACGUUGAAGAAUUAGUCAAUUUGAUCCGGAAACAGUGCUCCAAAACGGCGGUUUGGAUCGAUGAAAAAGAUAUCAAUCUCAGAAACGAUGUAUUGCAAAAAUUAGAUAGAAUUAAGAGCGAGAUUGUUCCUCAAAAGACAAAACUCAAGGAGAUCUUCACCAGGUUGCAAUUGAAUGAUUCCACGAGCUGCACAGAAGAAAUCGAGAUCUUGGAAGAAGAAGUUAGGAAUCAAAAUGAUGAAAAAUCAAAAGCUGAAAUCGUCUCGUUGAUCGGACUUGUUCGCUACGCAAAGUGCGUGUUGUACGGCGAAUCAUCUCCAAGGAUAAUCAGAGACCGGAAAAAGUCAAACUCCACCGACUUAACAAUUCCGGCAGAUUUCCGGUGCCCGAUUUCCCUCGACCUGGUGCGAGACCCUGUGGUUGUAUCAACAGGACAAACAUACGAUCGAGCUUCUAUCAAUCUCUGGAUUGAAUCGGGACACACCACGUGUCCCAAAACCGGUCAAACCCUGGACCACACAGGGAUGAUACCCAAUCGUGCAUUGCGGAACUUGAUAACAAUGUGGUGUCGCGAGCACCGGAUUCCGUUCGAAUCAACAGAAACCAACGAAAAAAACACCGGAGAAUCCACAAACAAAACGCUAUUCGAAGCUACAAAAAUGACAGUGACGUUUUUGCUUGAAAAAGCCGGAGCUUCACAAUCGUUGGAAAUGGCGGAUCGCUUCGUUCAUGAGCUCCGGGCAUUAGCCAAAACGGAUUCCAACAGCCGCGCUUGCAUCGCCGACGCCGACGGAUUACAGCUACUUGUAAAAUUCUUAUCCUCCGAUCAUCCAACUCUUCAAAUCAACGCAGUUACAACGAUCCUAAACCUCUCAAUACUCGACGCAAACAAGACAAAGAUAAUGGAAACCGAAGGAGUUGUAAAUGGAAUCGUGGAAGUAUUAAGAACAGGUGCGACUUGGGAAGCAAAAGGAAACGCCGCCGCUACAAUCUUCAGUCUAACGGGUGUUCCGGUGUACCGGAAAAAGCUCGGUCGGAAGAGCCGUGUGAUUAAGGGUUUGAUGGAGUUGGCCAGAACUGGGCCGAUUAGUUCGCAACGAGACGCGUUGGUGGCGAUUCUGAACUUGGCCGGAGACCGGGAAACGGUGGGGAAGUUGCUUGAGGUUGGGGUGGUGGAGAUGGCUAGUGAAGUAAUGGACGGGUUACCGGAGGAAGGUGUGACAUUGCUGGAGGCGGUGGUGAAGAAAGGCGGAUUAGCGGCGAUCACGGCGGCGUUUCAUGUGAUUAGGAAACUGGCGACGAUAUUGAGAGAUGGAACGGAGAGGGCGCAAGAGAGUGCCGCCGCCACACUUGUGAAUAUUUGCCGGAAAGGUGGAUCGGAGAUUGUGUCGGAGCUGGCGGCGAUUCCUGGGAUUGAGAGGGUGAUUUGGGAGGUGAUGGGGAUGGGGACCGGAAGAGGGAGGAGAAAGGCGGCGACGCUGCUGAGGAUCCUUAGGAGAUGGGCUGCUGGGUUGUAU
Molecule: messenger RNA, 1938 nt
Organism: Lactuca virosa
Lineage: Eukaryota; Viridiplantae; Streptophyta; Magnoliopsida; Asterales; Asteraceae
Source: the annotation of a GenBank genome assembly